UCAAUUAAACUGCGUAAUUAAUUAGGCCUAACCUUAGCUUGUUGACAUGGCUUCCAAAAAUCAGGCCUUUAUUACCCUUUUCUUACCACUUAAUCUCCUCUUCUUUGCUCUUGUAAGUGCAGACUGUUCAACUGAUAUUUUGAAAUUUGGGGCAUGUACUAAUAUACUUAAUGAUUUGGUGGGUAUAAUUAUCGGGACUACUCCAACUUCGUCAUUCUGUAGUUUGAUUGGGGGACUGGUGGACCUAGAGGCCGCGGUUUGCUUGUGCACAGCCAUAAAAGCAGAUAUUCUGGGAAUUCAUUUGGAUAUACCACUCUCUCUAAACAUCCUUCUCAACGUCUGUGGAAAGAAUUAUCUUACUGGUUACACUUGUUGA
Solanum pennellii is the source of this 376-nucleotide messenger RNA. Its product is annotated as 14 kDa proline-rich protein DC2.15-like. The record is from RefSeq and is a predicted model, not a curated record. Bases 47 to 376 code for a protein of 109 amino acids. Lineage: Eukaryota; Viridiplantae; Streptophyta; Magnoliopsida; Solanales; Solanaceae. The transcript has a single exon.